Messenger RNA from Mizuhopecten yessoensis (Yesso scallop), 4131 nucleotides. RefSeq lists its product as uncharacterized. The transcript has 6 exons. NCBI's taxonomy places the organism in Eukaryota, Metazoa, Mollusca, Bivalvia, Pectinida, Pectinidae. The coding region runs from base 658 to 3873 and encodes 1071 amino acids. The record is from RefSeq and is a predicted model, not a curated record.
GAUAGUGAGUCACUCUAUGUGUUUUGUUUCUCUGUGUAAUUUUGUUCAGUGCUUGUGUUUACAUUUAUAUAAUUAAUAAGUGUUUUCAGACGUGCAUACGCUACAUAUGAUUCCCCUGUUGGAAACUCACUGAACACAAUAGAAAAACAUUGAAUGUAUGGUAACACAGGCCAGCAAGAAAAACGUGCACAUUGGCAAAUCAUGCAUUCACCGGGUUUUCGGCCACCGUGGGUUUGUCAUUGAGCACUCAAGAAAAACAUUGAAUAGGUGGUACCACAGGCCGGCAAAACAAACGUGCACAUUCGCAAAUCAUGCAUUCAGCGGAUUUUCGACCACUAUAAGUCAGGCAGUUUUACAUUGCAUUUUCAUUGAAGACAUUUCCUUCUUGCCACUGUGGAUGUUAUUUGGUUUGUCAAUAGAGAGCAAGGCGCUUUUAUAUUUUUUUUCACAUAUAGAAUUCUUUUAUUACAUUGAACACUCCGGAACUUUUAUAUUGGAUUUUCUUUGAAGACAAUUAUUUCUUGACACUGUGUAUGAUAUUUUGGAUAAUGGAGAGGAAGGUUUUUUUUGGUGGUUUUUUUUGUACAUAGACAAUUAUUUUGUUACAUCUGUUUUGAUUGUUUUGCUAACAAACAAUCAUAAUAUUCUACACUAAAAAUGGCAAGGCAGAUUAGCAAACGGCGGCGUAAACGUAGGAAAUUUAAUGGACCAAGAGGUAGACACAGUGCUUAUGCCAAAAAGCGGUAUCAAGCUGCAGACGCUUCAAUCCACCAACGCUUGCGUCACAUUCUAAAUGAGGGGAAACCAAGGCCUUAUAAGAUCUGUCGAAUGACGACUAUUGUUGAUGGACAGCCAACACUGAAAUUUUUUGUGAAACGUCUUAACCCUACAACCACUCCUGGACUUCGUGCUGUACCGCAACGUAAACCUGGCAUCCACAUCCAUAAAGUUGAUACUUUUGAUUGUGACGGUUACAGAGUAUUUCACCUUGGAAAUUUACACAAACACCUUUUGACAUUGAUGCGCCAUGCAUCCACUUGUGGUAUCAUAUCUGCUAUGUUGGAUGAUGAUCAUGAUCUCCUAUCUAUUCUUGGAGAGAGGAAUGUUUGUGGCCUGGCUGGAGAACUAAUGCUGAGAUGUGCUUGUGGUCACCGGUUUAACUUUGAAAGCAGCCCAGUUGUUAACCUCACAGAUGACAAGACACACCAUGAUGUAAAUCUUCGUGCGGUAUGGGGUACCAUGGUAUCGGGUAGAGGUGCGUCAUCUCUUGGAGAAACCUGUGCUACCUUGAAUUUACCAGUGAUACCGCAGCGCAAGUUUUCGGCUAUUGAGAGUGAUAUUGGGGACUUAUGGAAUGAUUGCCUCAAAGAGGACAUGAUAGCUGCUGCUGCAGAGGAACGGGAGCUGGCCGUUCAAAGUGGAGAUUUUCAUGAUGGUGUGCCAGCCAUAACGGUGAUUUGUGACGGAGGAUGGUCGAAGCGUAGCCAUAAACAUUCUUAUAAUGCUCUUGGAGGGGUAGGCAUUAUCUUUGGUGCUAGAACAGGUAAAAUUCUACACAUUGGUGUCAGAAACAAGCACUGUUACAUUUGUGCUUUGUCAGAAACCAGGAAAACCACUCCCCCUAGCCACACCUGUUUUAGGAAUUGGACAGAGAGUAGUCAGGCUAUGGAAGCGGAUAUCAUUCUUGAUGGGUUUUUGAAUGCAGAGAAGUUAUAUGGCCUACGCUACAUGCGGAUGAUUGCUGAUGGUGACAGUUCCGUGUUUGCAAGGAUCCAGCAGUCAGUUCCAAUUUGGGGUAGGCAUGUUAUAAAGAUGGAAUGUUCAAAUCAUGUGUGCAAGUGUCUUCGGUCCAGUUUGGAAAAAUUAGUGUUUGACAAACCACAUUACAAGGGAAGUGGAGGACUGACCAAGAUGAUACGAGUCAGACUGACAACUGCUGUCCGGUGUGCUAUUCGUAUGCGGUCAAAAGAAGCGUGUAAGAGGACAGCCACUCAAAAAUUGGACCAUGACAUCCGUAACUCUGUACACCACAUAUUUGGAGAUCAUACGAGAUGUACCGACUUCUGCAAGUUCACCGGUGUGCCAUCAUCAGCAACUUCAACAUCCAAUUUAGGUAAGGACACUUCCAUGACUUCUUCUCCUGAUGAAAAUACAGAAGAUGUUGACCAUGUUCUUCAUGAGCAGCAGAUGUUCUGGACUGAGGGUACAUCGGACAAAGACAUUGAAAACAGCCGCUAUGGAUGUACAUCAGUUGGAAAUGUUGACAAGGACAUGCUAUCAGACAUAAGCGUUCUGUUGGACCGGGUAGCAGCUAAGAGCAGCCGACUUAUUGGAAACUUUACCACCAAUCUAGCUGAAAGUUGGAUGUCAAUACGGAUGAAAUUCGAUGGAGGUAAAGUUUUUAAUAGGUGUAACAGAGGAUCCUGGCAUGCCCGUUGUUAUGGUGGAGCUCUGCGCAAGAACUUCGGUCCUGCAUGGUCACCUAUCAUAUGGCAUCGUACUACUGGUGUAAGACCAGGUCGCUCAUUCACUUCGCUAUAUCGCCAACGAUCACUCCAGCUCUUCAACAGUCUGAAGUCUCAAAAGAAGGAAGAGGUGAAAGCGAGAAAGAGAACAAAGAAGAUGGCGUCCUCGGCACAGAGUAAUAGCAAGAAGGCCAAACGGGAAUAUGGACAGUCUUCACUUGAUGUUUUGGAUGAUGUGCCAGCACAUGUGUUGAAAACCAAGUGUGAGGAAUUCUUGAAAAGCUCUGUGGAAGUAGCAGAUCAACAGUGCCAGCAUGUUCAACUGACGACCCAGAAUCAAAGUUACUCUGUGACAUGGAAAGAACAGCGUCGAAUAAGACUAACUGCCUCUAACUUUGGAGAUGUAUUCCAUAGGAAUCGAAAUAAGUCGGUCAUUCCGCUGGUAAAGCGCCUUCUGUAUUCCUCUUUCUGUGGCACACAGUACACUAGGUAUGGGUUAAUGGCAGAAGCAGACACCAUCCGCGAAUAUAUUCAGAAGAAGGCGGAGUGUGACGAAACUGUCAGUGUGCAGAAAAUGGGACUGUCUAUAGACCUUGACCACAAAUUCUUAGCUGCCAGCUGUGAUGGUAAGGUUGUUUUGCCAGAUGGUUCUUGUGGCAUUAUUGAGAUAAAGAAUCUUCUCCAACGCAACAAAUUCCUGUUUGCGGAUGCUGCAAAAAAGAUGAAAAGUUUCUGUUGCGAGAACAUCAAUGGCUCAUUGAAAUUAAAAGAAAAUCACAACUACUACUUUCAAGUACAGGGUCAAUUGAAUGUCACUAAAUUGCCCUGGUGUGAUUUUAUUAUCCGACGUACACAGCCAUACCAAAUGCAUGUGGAGAGGAUAUACAGAGAUGAACGUCUGUGGGAAAACAAGAUGUUACCAAAGCUUUCUGCGUUUUACAGGAAAUGUAUCUUGCCGGAGAUUGUGUUGCCUCGCCAUAAUACCAGCACAGGGAUCCGAGAACCUCAAUUACCAUGGUUUGUCCCAGUGGAGCAAACAGUUGUCAAGAGUGUUAGAAGGACAACAAAAGUAAACACCACAACUCCAACCUGUUCAGUUCAAGGAAAUCCAAAGUGUGCAUCAUCCAAAGCAGGUGAAAGUGAAGAUCCAGUCGCACAAACAACUAGGAGGAGGAGGAGGACGUGUACAAAGUUUGUUGGUCGUCGUAUUCAGCAUGAAUGGUGUGUGGACGAAGCUACAGGUGAAACAAAGUGGUACAUAGGGACUGUUCUGGAGGUAAUAAAAGGUAAAGACGGUCAUCCUUCUGCUAUAUAUGAGAUACUUUAUGAUGGAGAAGAUGAACCUCAACAAGUAGACAAUCUACACGAGGAUUUGAAUGGUGGAUCUGUGAAAUUCGUGGAUCUUUAGACAGGAAUUACAUGACAUCCGGUGAUGGUAUUGGGAAGAUUUGCAGUUGAUACCACAAGUAAAGUUGAAAUACAGUACCCCAACAUUACAGGAAUUAAUCAGUGAACAAUCCACACAAUAUUAAGGAGCCUUAGGAAGCCAGAAUAAGAAAGAAACACUAAGAUUUACCACUGUAGCUGCGCACAAAGUGUACUGAAUUAAAAACAUACACUUUCUGUGUAUGGUGGCAGCCAUUUUGCCCGGAUGAAAUACCUUAAC